Molecule: messenger RNA, 2160 nt
Organism: Wickerhamiella sorbophila
Lineage: Eukaryota; Fungi; Ascomycota; Dipodascomycetes; Dipodascales; Trichomonascaceae
Product: Protein SAP1
Exons: 1
Coding region: 1-2160 (719 amino acids)
Molecular function (GO): ATP binding; ATP hydrolysis activity
Source: RefSeq, a predicted model, not a curated record
AUGCCGAUAUGGUCCCGUCGCCCGUCGAAUGUGGCGGUGCUACAGCAGACGUACAGUGAGGCCUAUGAGAACUCGCUGCAGAGCAUUCUCAAAGAGUCGAAUUUUGAGUACGAGGACUCGCUGUCGCAGUGGUCAGUCACUCUUGAAGGAAUCAACAAUGGGUUGGCUGCUGUUGAAGGCUCGCCGUUGCGGAGUGCCCAGGAGAUGUCAUUGAUGAGCUCCAUCAAGGACAUCGAGCGCCAGUGCAAAGAACGAAUGGACUUCUUGCGAACCAAGCUCUACAAUCCAGACCAGGCAACCAAUCCCUACCGCAAUGGUGGAGGCCACGCUUCCACCUCUGGUUCAAUUCGGGGUGCCCGCUCCGUCCCGCGUGUUGCCGUAGGCUCCAAAACCAGAAGCGACGAGUCGGUUCGUUCAGACGUUCCCGCAGUUGCCAAACCACACCAGAAAUCCGCGUCAGAGGGAACAUUCCACCCCAUGCCAAGCGUGAGCGACAUGCCGUAUGGCAUGUACCGCGCCAAACAAUCCGCACUCACAAAGACUCUUAAUCAACUCCAGAUUAACUCCAAUGAACGCACGGAAUCGUCUCUUUCGGUUGGAGCCAAACCUGUUUCACAGCAAUCUGCGGCUCCUCCCCUGCCCGCUCAGCGAACCAUGCUCAAGACGUUAAGAUCUGGCAACACCGAGCGGAGGAAAAAGCAAUCCACCCAGUCUGCAUCAACAGCGGCUACUGCUGCCUGGAAAGCUCCGGCAGCCUCCAAUACCAAAUUAGUGCUCCAAGCGGCCAGAGAGAAGCAAGAGCGUCAACAGGAGCUUAUAAUGCGGACCGCGCAGCAGGCCGUGAAUUCGCGCGAACCCCAGAGUAGAAUCAAGCGGUCGCCUCCCAGUGAACAUUUAUCCCAAUUUAGUGGCUUUGAAGGAGCGUUUUCUAAUGAACUGCCCGGCCGCGACCGAUCAGAGUCGCCCAAGCCUCAACGGCCUGCCUCGCCGGCUCAAUCACAGCAGCAGCAACAGAAGCCCAGACCUACUAAUCGCUAUGUUGUAACCACGAGUCAUGUUGGUGCCAAACGUACCCAGGCCAGUCAUAUUAUUUCGCCAAACCCGCGUCCCCCACAGCCCGAGACAUCCAAAGCCGAGAAACCGAAACCAGCAGAGGCCAAACCCGAUAAAGCAGACCCGGACGAUGAAGAUCUUGAUGAAUGGGAUCUCAUGGCUCGAAGCAAGAUCAAGGAGCUUCGUGGCGUCGACGAAAACGCUGCGAUGCAAAUCAUCUCUGAAAUUGUCCUCAAGGGCGACCCAGUCCACUGGGAUGAUAUUGCUGGUCUGGACAAGGCGAAAACAUCUUUAAAAGAGACGGUUGUUUAUCCGUUCCUGCGUCCAGACCUCUUUAGUGGGUUGCGUGAACCCGCACUCGGCAUGCUGCUCUUCGGUCCCCCCGGAACCGGCAAAACUAUGCUGGCCCGCGCGGUAGCCACCGAAUCCAAGUCUACAUUCUUUUCUAUUUCUGCAUCCUCGUUGACAUCCAAAUACAUGGGUGAAUCCGAGAAAUUGGUACGUGCAUUAUUCCAAAUGGCCAAAGCAUUGGCACCGUCGAUCAUUUUCGUCGACGAAAUUGACAGCAUUCUUACCCAGCGAGCCGAUUCUGGUGAGCAUGAAGCCUCACGCCGAAUCAAGAACGAGUUCCUGGUUCAGUGGAGUGACUUGCAGGCUGCAGCCGCUGGCAAGAACUCCUCAGAGAACCUUCGACGCGUUCUGGUGCUUGGUGCAACUAACUUACCUUGGGCAAUCGACGAAGCGGCCCGUCGCCGUUUCGUUCGGCGUCAAUAUAUCCCCUUACCUGAAGCGGCGACCCGGAAACAGCAUCUGGAAAAGCUCUUGUCUCACCAAAAGCACGCUCUCACUCCCGAAGACAUCGAUGCCCUCGUGACAAAGACCGAAGGCUACUCGGGAAGCGAUGUGACUGCUUUGGCCAAAGACGCCGCAAUGGGACCGCUUCGGGCUUUAGGUGAGGCAUUGUUAACGACAAACCCUGACCAGAUCAGACCUAUGAACAUAACUGACUUUGAAGAUAGUAUGAAGACUAUCAAACCUUCAGUAUCCCCCGAGGGCCUGCUGGCCUUCGAGCAGUGGGCAAGUCUUUAUGGAUCGUCAGGUGCUUAA